Xenia sp. Carnegie-2017 is the source of this 2196-nucleotide messenger RNA. RefSeq lists its product as uncharacterized. Bases 1 to 2196 code for a protein of 731 amino acids. Gene Ontology annotation, biological process: DNA integration. The transcript is spliced from 2 exons. Lineage: Eukaryota; Metazoa; Cnidaria; Anthozoa; Malacalcyonacea; Xeniidae. The record is from RefSeq and is a predicted model, not a curated record. Gene Ontology annotation, molecular function: nucleic acid binding.
AUGAAUUCUACAUACCUCACAAAGAAGUCGUACGCGACAAAAGCUUCACCAGAAAGUCCUUCUUUAAACGAAUGCCUGUAUGCGGGACCUUCGCUAAAUAACAAGCUGUGGGAAGUGCUGGUAAGAGCGCGAAGUUUCCCUGCUGCAAUCACUGGGGAUAUUCAAAAGGCAUUUCUCCAAAUUCGUGUACGCGAAAGUGAACGGGAUUCUUUACGAUUUCACUGGCGACCAGAUCCACAGGCUGAUGUAGAAGUACUACGGUUCACGAGAGUAUUGUUUGGAUUGGUUUCUUCUCCAUUCCUACUUGGGGGAGUUCUCGAAACACAUUUGGAUCACUGGAAAAGCAAAGCUCCAAACGCAGUUGAGGCUCUGAGAAGGUGUCUGUACGUUGAUGACAUCAUUUCAGGAGGAUGCACUGUGGAUGAAGCACGGAAAAGGAAAUUGGAAGCUAUUGACAUUGUGGAUGAUGCAACCUUUAUCCUUCAUAAGUGGGCAUCAAAUGCAAAGGAGUUGGAUGAAGGAAGUGUUAACAAAAAUGAAGAGCAAACAGCGGCCAAACAACAAUUUGGGGUGCAGCCAACUGAGACGAAGAUCCUGGGUACAACGUGGAAUAAAGAGAAAGAUACGUUAAGUGUACAAAUAGGGCAUUGUGGGAAAUUGCCAACGAAGCGCAACAUUUUAAGUCGACUGGCGAAGAUUUAUGAUCCAAUGGGAAUUGCAUCCCCUCUGCUUUUGCAAGGCAAACAAAUCUACCGAGAGGUGUGUGACCUGAAAUUACCUUGGGAUGCGGAAUUAAUUGGUAAACUGAAGCAGAGCUGGGAGAAGUGGGAAAACACCUUACCAAGCGAAGUGACCGUGCCAAGAGCGGUUCUGUCGUUCCAAGAACCCGUCUGUAGUUUAGAGAUUCAGGGAUUUGGGGAUGCCAGCGGUGAAGGUUUGUGCGCAGUCGUCUACACGGUCGCUAAACAACCAUCUGGAGUUACUCAGGAAUUACUGGCAGCGAAAUCAAGACUUGCCAAAAGAGGACUGACUAUCCCGAGGUUAGAGCUUGUUGCAAGUCAUAUGGCCGCAAAUUUGGUCUCGAAUGCUAGCAAUGCGCUGAGACACAUUCCACACAGAAAACACUGCUGGUCAGAUAGUACUGUAGCUUUAUGGUGGAUUAAAGGAGAGGGUGAUUAUAAACAAUUCGUGUCGCAUCGAGUGGCAAAAAUCCGAGCUUCUAAUGAGAUGGUGUGGCAUCAUGUGCCAACAACCGACAAUCCGGCCGACCUCGGAAGCAGAGGUGGCAAACUGACCGAGAUGUGGAUGAAAGGUCCUGCCUGGUUAUCAGAGCGUAGUCUUUGGCCACCAGAUCUUAUAGUCAAACCGUCGACUGACUCCCAAAGUGAAGCAAAGGCGACGAGAAUAAUUUUGUGCACGGCUAUCCAGCGGUCAGACUUGGCAAUAUUCAGUGAUAUUCUUGAAAAACAUCCAUUGCGAAAGGCGAUUCGUAUUGGGGCCUGGGUGAAACGAUUUAUUGAUAAUGCUCGACAAAACAGAGAUAAUAGAAAGCACGGGCCACUGACAUCUGAAGAAGUGGAAGAGCAACACAUGUCAUGGAUAAAAAUGGUACAAGCCGGAGUCGCAGAAAACCCAAAGUCUCAAAUGGAUCUGAUUCAGUUAAAUGUACAACCCGACGAUGACGAGAUUUUAAGAUGUCACGGUCGGAUACAAGGAAAGUUCCCUAUUUACUUGCCUGAUGACACUCUAUUCAACGUGAAGUUAGUGGAAGAUGCACACUUGGAAACACUCCAUGGGGGAGUUAUACUUACGAUGGCAAAGGUCCGAGAAAGGUAUUGGGUUCCUCGGCUUCGUCGAUUAGUCAAAAGGCAAAGGAAGAGAUGCUACAGAUGCAAGAGAUUCACGACCAAACCGUAUCAAGCUCCAAUACCUGCUCCUCUACCAAAGACUCGAACAGAAGGAACCACACCGUAUAAAGUCAUUGGUGUCGAUUUCGCCGGUCCGAUUAAGUAUAAAGUCAAGAAAAAUCAAGGAAAAGCCUAUCUAGUGCUCGUUUCCUGUAGUUUGACGCGAGGAGUAUAUCUUGAAUUGUUGAAGAGUCUUGAGACAACUUCUUUCCUGCAAAGUCUAAAACGGCUCAUAGCAAGGCGAGGUCGUCCUUCGCUGAUCUAUUCGGACACUGCAAAAACGUUCUAA